UUGAACGCAAGCAGGAUCUUGCUCUCUCAGCUCGUUGCAGCUGGCCCGUGUGUGUUGUUGAUAUUUUGUGUAAAGUGAUAACUACGGGUUUAAAGUGAAGUGCUGUGAGGUACCAGUGACACUAAAGUGAUCGAUUUGGUAGUAAACACAAACAGAUGCGACGAUAUAUUAAAACCCAAUGAGUUGACACUAAGAAAGCUUAUUGGAUAGAAGCUGACUAAUUAUUUGGCCCCCGGUGACAGGAGCAGCACUAUCGUUGCCAUGCUGCACGAAGAGGUCGAGCUGGACGAUACGCAUCUCUGCAACAAAUGCGGUCGAACGGUGGUGGGGUUGGAAACUUACAUCAAACACCGAAAGGUUGCCUGUGUGCCAUCGAAGCCCGCAACGGUGACGAUUGCCAGUGGACCUAGUCCUCGGAUUGUUCCCUCGGAGCAGGGAUACUCGUCGUUUGACUUCGGUGAUGCCAUUAAAGAUGCGGACCACCAUAAGAAACUACCAAACUAUGGAUUUAACUAUGAUUUGGAACCACACCACAGUGAUCCGGUACAACGACCGGAUAGCAAAACGGAUUACAAAAAUGAAGUAAAUUAUGACUAUGAGCUGGGAGCAGAUUUGUUCUUUUCAUCACUGGAACUGCAAAGUAGUUCGAAGAAAAGUGGAAAUUUACAUGCAUCCACCAGCAAACUGAACGUUCCCAUUCGACCGAAGGAGAGAAAAUCAACUGUUUCACUUUCGAACACAGAUCCAGAACCUGAGCAAGAACAUGAAGAUGAUUGGAUUGCUCCUGAACAUGAUUCUGAAAAACUUAUGAAAGCAGUUAGUGACAUAAGUGGAACCAAAAGAGUUGAGUUGUUUCCGUUUUUUCAACACGAAUCUCCGGAACCAUCGGAAGAUGAGAGCGAAGACGACGAAGAUUUUGAUGCACCUCCCAGAACCCACACCGGAGGCAAAUGGAAACCGGAAAAUCGGCCAUCCUCUUCACAGUGGCGCCAUUGGCCUGAUCAAGAUGCUCAACUUGACAAAUCGAUCGAACAGGAUGACGAUGAAGAUUACAAAAGCUUUUCCCCACCUCCGGGGCACACCAAGGGGAAAUGGGUUCCUGGAUCGAAAAUUACUCGUCUGGAAUACAGAGUGCCAUCUUUUCCGAGCAAGCCAUUUGAUGAAAGCUACUGGUGCAGCAUAUGCAAUCGAAAGCUUGCCUCGCGAUUUGUCUAUGAAAGACACCUAAAAUCUAAUCUGCAUAUCAAAAAAGCACAGGAAGAAUCAGAGCUGGAAAGAGCAGUCAAACCAGGAUUCUAUUCAAAUGAACUAUCAAAAAGAAUUACUAAACCUUCUGUCUAUUUGGGAGACGAUUUCUUCAGCAGUAAUCUUAGCCCUGAAAAAAGCUCAACUCCAAUUCCCCUGGUGCUACAAGAUGACCCUUCACCGACAUCUGCUAAGAUUAAAAGAAAACGAAAGUGCUACUACACAAAAUGUGAGAUCUGCAAGACUCGUCUUCCUACCCAUCUACUGGGAAAACAUUUGAUAUCACGAUACCACUAUCGCAGAAUGCUCAACCGACCAGAGCAAUGCUUCGACGAUAUUCUGAAAAAUAUUCAUCGCAUUGUAUUGCAAUCACCCUUUCAGUGUCACCCCUGCAGAUUCUACGCCAACACCGAAGAGCACUUUAUGGCGCAUUGGAAUUCAGUUGAACACGAAGAAAAUGUCAGCUCUGGCGGAAGACUGUGGUGUAGUUUUUGUAAAUUUGAGUGUUCAGAUAACUUUCAAAUGACGAACCAUUUGCUCGACCAAGAUCACCAAGAAGUGAUUUCCGUAAUCAACCGUUCAGUACCGAUCAUCAUCCGAAAGAUAACUCCCAUUCGCUGUGUGUUUUGUGGAGAUGAAUUCCGCUACAACGCCAUGCUGAACAAACAUCAUGAAUACUGUAACGAAGGAACUCCGGAGGAUGCCCUUCGUGUGAGACGUACAUUCCAGAAUGCCUUCAACUGCAAUAUAUGCAAAGCAUCCUUUCACAACAAUACGCUACUGUUGCAGCACAAUCAGAAACUACAUCGUAUGGCCACCUACUACUGUUCAAUCUGUGAGAUAACAUUCAAAACUCCAAACGAAUCAUUGAAGCAUCGUAAAACAACCGCUCACAAAGUGAUGUCUGCUAGAAAACGUAAAAAAGAUGCCAUCCCACCCAAAGUGUGCAACAUCUGCAAGAAGCAACUGCCGGACAUCCUGGCGCUGAAGGAUCAUAUCCGCAAUGAUCAUCCGGACAUAAGAUACAGUUGCCCACAGUGCGGACAAAAUUUUGUCCUAGCUCAAGAACUUGGCAGACACGUACGUGACAAAAAUUGUUCAUUUUUCAAUUCCACCACAUCAUCGUCGACUACUGGGGCAGCAACGGAAGCAGCGUCCUCGAUGCAGCCAGACAUGGUGGUGGGAACUCUCGCAUCAACAUCCCGGACGCAUCCGGCCACGACUCUGACGACAACGACGACGACGACGCCGGCCGAAAAUUCAAUUAUCCCAAAUGAUUCAAUUAAAGUAAAUAUGAAUGAUCAUAAAGUAGCAAAGGAGUCACAUCUGUAUUCUUCGGGCUCAAAAAUAGCCCCAACAACUGCGGCUUCUGGGGCUCACCGUGCGGGAGCAACGAGUGAACAUGGCAUCGCAACGCUUUCCAGGGCAGCAGUUGACGAGUCGGAAGCUUUCGCUUCGAUAGCACCGAUGACCAUGAUGGGACAUUACUCCACCCUACUGCCCUCAACGGUUCACGGUGCUUUGCCCGGAAUUGAGACCCACCGAGUCGUCGUCACCACGACCCACAAUUUUCUCCUCCCGGGUCCAUCUCCGUCAUCCUCGCAGUCGUCCCUAUCAGCUCACCAGCCGCUUAUCGUUAUUCCAACAACGACGACGAUGACCCAGUCAGCCUCCAUCCCUCCAUCGAACGUUGACGACGACGACGACAAUGAUGAUGAUAACAUUGUCACCAGUGCGUCCACGUCAGCGGAAAUCUUUUUCGCCAUGGCUAAUAAUGCGUCCGAAAAUAAUACUGUUUACGUUGAUGAAAUCGUUGGCACCACCACCGAGGGCAACUCAGUCGUAUCCUGGCAGUGUAAAAUAUGCCCAUUCAGGUCAAACUCGCAGGCAGAAUUUUUAUAUCAUGAAAUUUUGCACUCAUCACAGACCGUUUCCACGUCGCUGGGGACGCCGGAUGUGGCAACGAAAAUCACCUGCCCACUGUGCAAAAAGCAAUUUGCCAAGGCUUCGUUGCGUUGCCACCUGCGACAGCACACGGACGAACGAAUUUUCCCAUGCGAGCUGUGCCCCAUGAGUUUCACUCGAAAGGCCAAUCUCAAGAAUCACAUGGUGAACGUUCAUACCAGGAAAGUGAAAGUCAAAGAAGAAGCCAUCGACAACGAUGCUAAUCAGACGGCGAUUGUGCAAAAGCCGCAAGAACCUCCAAAAAGUGUCGUCUGUGCUACUUGUGGCAAGGCGUUUCCCAACAGAAAAAUCUUAUCUCAACAUGCCAAAGUGCACGUGGCGAGCAAAUCAAUCAAAGAAUUUGCCUGUCAGUACGAAAACUGCUUCUAUAUCGGACAUACUGCGUCAGAGGUGCGAACCCAUCUGCUAAGCUGCCACUCAGACGAAAGAAACUACGUUUGUUCCGAGCAGGGAUGUGACUACCGAGGCAAAACCAUCACUCAACUGCGAAGGCAUUCCCAACGUCACGAGGAAACCGAGAAAAAGUACAAAUGUAAUCAGUGUGAGUUUGCCACCAGGAUUCCAGGCCAUUUAAAGCGACAUCUGCUAGUGCACAGCGGUGGUAAACCAUUCCAAUGCCCUCACUGCGAGUACAGCUGUAAUAAUAUUGAAAAUCUUCGGAAGCACGUUAUCUCCACUUCGAAACAUAAGGGUAAAUUUUUAUAUGAAUGCAAAUACUGCCCGGCCACAACGGAAUCUGAAGAAGUCUACAAAUCCAACUUCAGCAAAGAUUAUCGCAAUCAUCUACUGACACAUCAUAAGCUACCCAAGGAGGAAGCAAAUCAGGCUGUGCGAAUUUUUUGAAGGCUUGAUAUUUUAUUAUUCACUGAAAAUUGAUGUGAAAUACAAACUCUUGUUAGGUCUGGUUUACCGAUUCAGUACUAAUUUAUAA
Messenger RNA from Aedes aegypti (yellow fever mosquito), 4141 nucleotides. RefSeq names its product zinc finger protein 236. Bases 262 to 4053 code for a protein of 1263 amino acids. Gene Ontology annotation, molecular function: chromatin insulator sequence binding; zinc ion binding. Gene Ontology annotation, biological process: regulation of transcription by RNA polymerase II. Gene Ontology annotation, cellular component: chromosome. Lineage: Eukaryota; Metazoa; Arthropoda; Insecta; Diptera; Culicidae. The record is from RefSeq and is a predicted model, not a curated record. The transcript is spliced from 9 exons.